AACCAGCAAAUCCUAUCACUACAGCGUCAAAUUAGUCGUUUAAAAAAUAUAAUUAUUUCUCCACAUUUAUCGUACUCUUAUGGAAAUUCAACCUAUAUAUUAUUUACGACCAGAAUGACUUGGAAUGAUUCUCAGCUAUGGUGUUUUGAUACUGGGGGAAAAUUGGCGGAAAUAGAAACUGAGGAUGAAAAUACUUUCAUCCGAAACAGCAUUAUCUCGGCAAGAUCAGCCAAUAAAAUCACAGAUGGUGUUUGGGUAGGAGGCACAGACCAAGAAACAGAGGGUGUUUGGAAAUGGGCGUCUACAAAUACAAAUAUAAACUUCACAUUCUGGGCUCAAGGAGAGCCGAACGAUUUUCGUGGUAAUGAAGAUUGCCUGGAAUUCGCAGAAGAUAAGGGAUGGUGGUGGAAUGAUAAUAACUGUGAAGCAACAAUGUCAUUUCUGUGUGAAAUCUUGCAGAACAAAUAA
Saccostrea cuccullata (small rock oyster) is the source of this 468-nucleotide messenger RNA. Its product is annotated as C-type lectin lectoxin-Thr1-like. NCBI's taxonomy places the organism in Eukaryota, Metazoa, Mollusca, Bivalvia, Ostreida, Ostreidae. The record is from RefSeq and is a predicted model, not a curated record. Bases 115 to 468 code for a protein of 117 amino acids. Gene Ontology annotation, molecular function: signaling receptor activity. The transcript is spliced from 4 exons.